Molecule: messenger RNA, 1433 nt
Organism: Drosophila kikkawai
Lineage: Eukaryota; Metazoa; Arthropoda; Insecta; Diptera; Drosophilidae
Gene: Spn42Db
Product: Serpin 42Db
Molecular function (GO): serine-type endopeptidase inhibitor activity
Source: RefSeq, a predicted model, not a curated record
CAAAGCCAGAAAAUUGUCUCAUUAAGUGUGCCUUGCCCCAACUACCUACAACUAUCUCAAAGAUGUUUACAAAUUUCCAAAAAAUUUAAAUUCACUGUGGUAGCCUCCAGAAGAUCACUUCCACCAUGCAGGACGCAGAGUUUGCCAAAGGCUUGGAACACUUCACCUUCCGCCUACAUGACCAGCUUACCCGAGCCAAUCCCGACCGAAAUGUCGUUUACUCGCCGCUCUCAAUCCGCACAUCGGGGGGCAUGCUGCGGAUGGCUGCGGUGGAAAAUUCACCCACGGCCGCCGAACUAGACGCCGGUCUCCGGUUCAGCCCAGGCGACGUGCAGAGCAUAGCCCAGAGCUUCGAUGUCGUCCUUAGGGCCUACGAGCAGUGUGGUAUCUUAAAACUGGCCAACCGGCUGUAUGUGAUGAUGGGUCUUACGCCCGGCAAGAAGUUCGGCAGCAUGUUGGAGAACAAUUUCCACUCCAAGCCCAUCGAGAUCGAUUUUGGCAGUGACCAAGCGGCUAAAACUAUCAAUAGCUGGGUGGAGUCGCAGACCAAUGAGCUGAUCAAGGACAUCAUCGGCCCCGGUGUCCUGUCAAGUCGCACUCGACUGGUGCUAGUCAAUGCCAUACACUUCAAGGGCGAGUGGGUUAACAAAUUCGAUGAGGAAGAGACCAAAAAGGAGAAGUUCUUCUUGGAGUCGAAACAAUCGGCCGACGUGACUAUGAUGCAUACGAGAAAGAACUUCUUUAUUGGUGAACUGCCAAAUCUGAAGGCCACUGCCCUGAGGCUGGACUACAGCGCAUGCAACCUCGCCAUGAUCAUCCUCCUGCCGGACGAGAAUUCCAGCCUCCCAAACUUAGAGAAGUUGCUUGCUAGCACCUCACUGGAGGUCUUAUCGUCGAGCAUGGCGCUGGAACUAGUUGAUGUAAAGAUUCCAAAAUUCCGAGCGGACUUUCAACAGGAGCUAUCAGAUACCUUCAAACUGAUGAGCAUGGGCCGUAUAUUCAGCGAUCAGGCAGAGCUCGGAGAAAUGUUGGCUUCACGAGAGCUUAUUUCUGUAUCCCAUAUCAUACACAAAGCCUUCAUUGAGGUCAAUGAAGUGGGAACCGAGGCAGCCGCCGCCACGGCUGUGGCAAUUGCAUUCAGGUCCGCGCAUCUGCCAAAGGCGUUGGUGUUCCAUGCCAACAGACCCUUCUUUUAUGCAAUCUACGACAAAGUCCAUGGCUUUCUGUUUGCUGGUCGCUUUUGCACUCCACCUAGUGAAAGGGCAUCCAAUUGUAAAUGUGAUUUCGGAAAAUCCUGUAACAAGUGCACUCGCUGCACACGAUGUCGACAAAAAGAUUGAACAUCAUUUCCAGUGCAGGAUGCAAAUAAAACCUUUGGAUAUAUAUUUACUAUAAUAAAGUUAUGAUCAAGGCAACCAGAAGAAGACAGAAAA